AUGAAGACGCCGUCGUGCGUUCGCUGCUUCAAACGCAAAGUAAAAUGCGAUAAACAGCGACCAUGCAGCGCCUGCGUGAGGCAUAAUGCCGACUGCGUGUAUCCUUUGCCAACUGCAUCUCGGCCUAGAAAGGAGCGCGAAGAGAUUCUACUCAAUCGCAUCCAGCAGUAUGAGGCACUUUUUGACCAGUUGGGCGUUGACCCAUCCUCAAUGAUACAGACCGAAAAAUUAGAACUGCAGACUACUCAAUACGAUGGACAGCUUCCUGUAAAUGAGCUUUCUGGUGCACGUACAAAGGACCAGAGCCUUGAUUCAAGUACUGAGCCUCUGCGAAAGUAUAGCAAGUCCCAGCUGGUCCACAGGAGUGAUCGGUCAAGGUAUCUGGAUAACAGCCUGUGGACAAGUGUAAUCGAAGAGAUCUCAGAAACAGAAGACCCCUUUGGAUAUUCUUCAAAUGAAGAUAAUUUACAGGCUGAAAUACCAGACGACAGUACAGAUUUUAUUUUCGGUCUGGUUUCAGCACCAAUGAAUGUCAGCAGGUUUCAUCCUUCUAGUGAACAUGCACUAGAGCUAUGGGAGGUGUUUGUGGAGAACGUCAAUGCAUUGAUCAAGAUCAUCCAUGAGCCGAGUAUGGGACAAACAAUAAGGAACUCGAUUAAUGAUCUCGAAAGCAUACCUAAAAGCCUAGAAGCGCUCAUGUUCUCUAUCUACAGCAUCGCCACGAUGUCGCUAACCGAAUCCGACUGUCAAGAGCGAUUCAAUGAGCAACGACAAGUGCUUUUAGCUCGAUAUAGACUUGCAACAAAGGUAGCGCUUUCACGAGCAAAGUUUCUCGGCGUAGGAGAUAUUUUGGCUCUCCAGGCUUUUCACCUUCAUCUCAUCUCGACGCGUAAUGUCUACGGGCCUCACACAACUUGGACACUCAUGGGCAUCGCCAAUCGUCUUGCAGAAGGCAUGGGGUUGCACCGAGACGGUAUCCACCAGGCGCUCCCACCAUUCGAGACCGAGAUGCGUCGGCGAGUGUGGUGGCAGUUGAAACUUUUUGAUGCCAAGAUUGCUGAAUUGACCGGGCAUGCUCGAUUCAGGAAUAUCAGCCAAGAUCCGCAGCUGACGCAGGUGCCAACCAACGUGAACGAUGACCAGCUCUAUCCGGGAAUGCUGUCAUUACCUGGAGAAUCCGGUGAAGUUACAAGCAUGUGUUUUAGCUCUCUUCUCUGUGAGUUUACCCAUUUUUGGACAAAACACGCGGCCAAUAUGCGUGCUCGCCAUGGAAAAGACGCAACUUUGUGGGACAACUACGAGUCAAAAAGUGAAAUUGCCGAGAAGGAUCAGGAGAUUGGCCAACUAGAGCAGAUCCUCCAGAGAAAGUACAUUCGUGGCUGCGACCCCACACAACCAGCACAACUUUUGACCUUGAUUGUUGCGAGUAAUGCUACCGCCACCAUGAAAUUCAUCUCGCACCAUCCGCGUCGGUGGGCCAGUAACGGGGACGUCCCGGAUGCCGAGCGGCAGUUUGUCUGGGAAUUAGCCGUCAAAUUGCUCGAAACGGAUAUCACAAUAAAUUCAAACCGGCAGCUCGACCGCUUCGCGUGGCACACAUCGACCUACUUCCCCUGGGCGCAAGCUAUCCACGUACUCGAUUGUCUGCGAGCGAGCCCAUUCCUUCCGGAUGCCGCCAAAGCAUGGCGGCUCAUCGGAGACGUCUUUAAAUAUCGGUCUGAGCUGCUGUUGGAACGAAAAUUGCUCAAUGUCGCGUUUGGGAAUUUGUGUCUCAAAGCGUAUAAUUCACGUCAAGCCGCGUUGAUGCAACAUGGCAAGCUAAUUUCCAGUGGAACUCCAGUUUAUAUCACCACGCUGCGCGCUCAAAGAGAGGCCGCCAGUACUCGCCGCAGAAGUAAGCGAGACCAGCAGGCUCAUCAGCAGACAGCAACAAUCGUUAACCCCCAGCAUCUGGCCUUUUCAGAGACUAUUCAGCAGUCAAAUACUAUACCGACUCAAAACAGAAACAAUACGUCCUUACAAUCAGCCGAACCGUACAAACUACACUCAUCUUCGACAAAUCUUGAACAAAAUCAAGGGAACUCCUCUAACGGAACUUCCUGGUCUUUUGCCAAUUAUCAUGAUGAAACAGUCGUACCUAGUACGCUAGAUGGUGACAUGGCUCUAGAUAUUGAUCUACUUCUUGAACAGGGGAAUAACCUCGACGAUGCAGGCGUUCAACCAAUAGACUGGGAUCAAUGGGACUUGCUUAUCGAGAAUUGGAACGGUUCGUUGACAAAGUCUUGA
Messenger RNA from Talaromyces rugulosus, 2286 nucleotides. RefSeq lists its product as uncharacterized. The coding region runs from base 1 to 2286 and encodes 761 amino acids. The record is from RefSeq and is a predicted model, not a curated record. The transcript has 3 exons. Gene Ontology annotation, molecular function: zinc ion binding; DNA binding; DNA-binding transcription factor activity, RNA polymerase II-specific. Lineage: Eukaryota; Fungi; Ascomycota; Eurotiomycetes; Eurotiales; Trichocomaceae. Gene Ontology annotation, biological process: DNA-templated transcription; regulation of DNA-templated transcription.